Messenger RNA from Heteronotia binoei (common prickly gecko), 1533 nucleotides. RefSeq names its product vomeronasal type-2 receptor 26-like. The coding region runs from base 1 to 1533 and encodes 510 amino acids. The record is from RefSeq and is a predicted model, not a curated record. The transcript is spliced from 4 exons. Gene Ontology annotation, molecular function: G protein-coupled receptor activity. Gene Ontology annotation, cellular component: membrane. NCBI's taxonomy places the organism in Eukaryota, Metazoa, Chordata, Lepidosauria, Squamata, Gekkonidae. Gene Ontology annotation, biological process: G protein-coupled receptor signaling pathway.
AUGGUAGCAUUCAUGGUCGUGCCACUUCUACAGACUUCCAUGACCAGCAAAUCAGACAAAUGCCCUAUGAGAGAUGCCCUCCCUGACCUCCAUGAGUUGUACCAACCAGGGAACUUCCUCCUUGGUGGGAUUGUUUCUCACAUUGGCUAUGUGUUCUGUGACCUGAACUUCAAGAAAAAUCCUUCAUCAGACUUGUUUGAGAUCCCCAAUGUCGUGACUAAGUUGUACCAGCAUGUCCUGGCCUUGGAAUUCGCCAUCAGUGAGAUCAAUGAUAAUACCCAGAUCUUACCCAAUAUCACACUUGGAUUCCACAUCACUGAUAGCUAUUAUGAUGCGAGAGUGACCUAUCGUAACUCUUUGGACCUCAUCUUCAAGAUACAUCGAAGCUUCCCCAAUUAUAUGUGUGACACUCAUAAAAACCUGAUGGCUGUCAUUGGGGGGCUUUCCUCUGAUACCUCCUUUCAAAUGGCAGAUAUCUUCAGUCUUUAUAAGAUUCCACAGCAGGGGGUGCCCCUUUCCUUGUGCAAUGAUUACUGCCCGCCUGGCUAUCACAAGAGGAAGAAGGAAGGGAAGAAAUUUUGCUGCUACGAUUGUGCUCCAUGUGCACAAGGGAAGAUUUCAAACCAUGUGGAUAUGGAUGACUGUGUUGUAUGUCAGGAAAAUCAGUAUCCAAGCAAGGAUCAAGAUCAAUGCAUUUCCAAAAUGACAAACUUCCUAUCUUAUGAAGAACCUUUAGGGAUCUCUUUGACUUCUGCUGCUGUUACCUUAUCUAUAAUCACACUGUUGGUUCUAGGAAUUUUUAUUAAAUACCAAGAUACCCCAAUAGUCAAAGCCAACAAUCGAGAUCUCAGCUACACACUUCUCGUUUCUCUUCUGUUCUGUUUCCUCUGUUCUUUGCUUUUCCUUGGAAGACCAAGGAAGUUAAUCUGCUGGCUCCAGCAACCUGCCUUUGGCAUCAUCUUCUCAGUGGCUGUUUCUUGUGUGUUGGCCAAAACCAUCACUGUGGUUGUAGCUUUUAUGGCCACCAAACCAGGGGGCAGCAUAAGAAAGUGGGUGGGGAGAAGACUGACCAAUUCAAUUGUCCUUUCCUGCUCUCUUUUUCAGGCAGGGUUUUGUGUGAUGUGGCUGGGAACACUCCCCCCUUUCCCAGAUUUAGAUGCACAGUCCUUGACUGAAGAAAUAGUGAUACAAUGCAAUCCAGGGUCUAUCACCAUGUUCUACGUGAUCCUAGGCUACAUGGGACUUCUUUCCACUCUUAGUUUGAUGGUGGCAUUCCAUGCUAGGAAUUUGCCAGACACUUUCAAUGAGGCCAAGUUCAUCACCUUCAGUAUGCUGAUAUUUUUCAGUGUUUGGUUGUCUUUUGUUCCAACCUACCUGAGCACUAAAGGAAAGUACAUGGUAGCUGUGGAGAUCUUCUCCAUCUUGUCCUCCAGUACUGGGUUACUAUACUUUAUCUUUUUCCCAAAAUGUUACAUUAUUCUGCUGAGACCUCAAAUGAAUCACAAGGAACAGCUAAUUAGGAGAAAUAUUUAG